AGUGAUUUUCGGCAGUUGUAGCAUUGCCAAGGCCGAAAAAUAAGGGAUCCGGAACCAAAUUAUUAUAAGAAAUAAUCAAAAUUUCAGCUUUCCCGCGGCUCUCGGCCUUUAAAACCUUUGUCAACGACAGUAGUACAAAGUAAAGUAGUGGUAAUUACUCUGUAAACCCUAGAGUGGACUGGAGAGGAUCAAGACGGCAAUUUCCUCCCAGCAUUCAUACUUUCCUUUUACAGAUAUUUUGUAGUUUGGUUUCAAUUUUUAAUGGCAAUGCAGCGAAGAGUUAGCCCAAGGUUUCAAGAUCUACCAAAUGGUAGUAACUCAAGCAUUGAGAAGAUAUCCAACGCAACUGACUCAAAAAGGCCACCUAAUACUAGAGUUAGCCCCAGACUCCAGAGUAUUCGUUUGGAGAAGAGACCCUAUUAUGGUUGCAGCCGGAAGAAGAAACCAUUUAAUGAUUCUCAAGACAAGCUCAUGGUCAAAAAACUCAAAGUUGAUCAUUCAAUUUCGGAGUGUGUAUCUAAUAUUUAUGACCUUGAUAAUGGUUCUGUAACCGCUGAAAAAGAUGUUGCAGAUCUACAAGAAACUGGUUCAAAACAAGGCAACUAUGGUGAUAUUUUAGCCUCUAUUCCUGGUAUAAGUAUGGCUAUGGCAGUGAAAAAUAAAUUUAGGUUGUUCAAUAAGUAUUACCUCCACUUUGCUAAGGUUCACUUUGUGCAAGGAAAAGUUUCUAGAGUUCUAUCAGAGUCACCUGGGCUUGUAUGCAAGGACAUAUCAAAUGGUCAAGAAGACAAAUGCAUCCCUGUUUUAAAUUUGUAUAAUCCUUCUGUGGCUCCUACAGGCAAGUUAAGUUGAAAUA
Durio zibethinus is the source of this 856-nucleotide messenger RNA. The record is from RefSeq and is a predicted model, not a curated record. NCBI's taxonomy places the organism in Eukaryota, Viridiplantae, Streptophyta, Magnoliopsida, Malvales, Malvaceae.